Melitaea cinxia (Glanville fritillary) is the source of this 2766-nucleotide messenger RNA. Its product is annotated as protein FAN-like. NCBI's taxonomy places the organism in Eukaryota, Metazoa, Arthropoda, Insecta, Lepidoptera, Nymphalidae. The transcript is spliced from 13 exons. Bases 1 to 2613 code for a protein of 870 amino acids. The record is from RefSeq and is a predicted model, not a curated record. Gene Ontology annotation, molecular function: protein binding.
AUGAACAAAUCCAGAUUUUCCAUGUUGUUAUUGGAGCCUGGCGAAAUAUAUUUUGAAGAUUAUUCAUGUACAAUGAAUAUGAUAAAAAUGAAAACUGAAUGUGGACUGCAAGGCCGGUUAAAGCUUUGUUCGAAAUCACUAGUUUUCGAACCUAUAGAUUGGGUUAAUCCAUUAAUUAAGUUGCAUUUUAAAGAGUGUACUGCCAUAGACACUAUACAAAAUAAAAAUUCAAAUGAGUCAAAUAUGAUUCAAGUUAAAGUCAAACAAUACUCGGAAAUGUUGGAGGAAAACAUUUUAGCACCAUAUAAAUUUGUAUAUGAAAGUAUGGAUUUCUUUUUUAAAUUUGAUUUUGCAUCUGCUGAUGAAUGCUUGCAUCAAAUGCAGCAACUGUUAAGGGCAUCCACACUACAUGCUCCAGAACACAAUAGUAUGGUAGCUACAAUUCUCCAUUCUCGGUACACUAGAAUGGUUUUUGAUCCAAUUAUGAUGGAAGAUUUUACAGAGAAAAUUAUUUGUGAAUUCCAAACUGAAAAAAUAUCUCCAUUAGUCAGACAUCAAGGGAAACUUGCAUUGACACCCACCACUCUUUACUUUCAGCCUUUCAGUAAUGUUGAAAAUAGCCCUAUUCUGAAGAUGAAGCUCGAACAUAUGAGAAGGAUAUAUAAGAGAAGAUUUUUACUAAGGCAAGUUGGCCUUGAAAUAUAUUGUUCAGAAGAAAGCUCAGUAUGUCAUAUUUAUUUAGCGUUUCAAAGUGAGAGAGAAAGAGACAGAGCGCACCAAAUACUGGAAGAAUCUCCUAACAUUGCAUUAGAACGAGUGCACAUAGAAGAAAUGACACUGCAGUGGCAAAAUGGUGUUGUCUCUAACUUUGACUACUUGAUGUAUUUAAAUUGCCUUGCAGAUAGAAGUAAAAAUGAUCUCACUCAAUACCCUGUAUUCCCAUGGGUGAUAGCAGAUUAUACUUCAGAAAUACUGGACAUGGAAUCUGCUCAGACGUUUCGAGACUUAUCCAAGCCAAUGGGAGCCUUAAAUCCUGAUAGAUUGGAGAAACUGCUGGAGAGGUACCAUGAAAUGUCAGACCCUAAAUUUUUAUAUGGGUCUCAUUAUUCUGCACCUGGUCUGGUCUUAUUUUAUUUAGUACGAAAAUAUCCUCAUUACAUGCUGUGUCUACAAAAUGGAAGAUUUGACCAUCCAGAUAGAAUGUUUAAUUCUGUGAAAGAUGUUUACAACAAUUGUUUGAAGAAUAUGUCUGACUUUAAAGAAUUAGUCCCCGAAUUCUAUGACACUUCAGCAAAGGGAGAUUUUUUAGUAAAUAUAUACAAUAUUGAUUUUGGGGAUCGACAUGACGGUAGUAAGGUGGACAAUGUGAAUCUUCCUCCUUGGGCCUUAUCCCCAGAGGAUUUUGUAACCAAACUCAGGGAAGCUUUGGAGUCCGAGUAUGUUUCUAGAUAUUUACACUUAUGGAUUGAUCUUAUAUUUGGUUAUAAGCAAAGAGGAAAAGAGGCGGAGAAAGCUUAUAAUGUGUUCCAUCACGUCUGCUAUGAAGGAUCCGUUGAUCUUGAAUGUAUUUACGAUAUGAACGACAGACACGCUCUUGAGGUUCAAAUAAUGGAGUUUGGUCAAGUACCCAAGCAAUUGUUCACUAAACCUCACGUCAGGAAGAUAUUACCGACAAUCCUAAGACCGUUAUCAAAUAAAGGCUAUGACAAUCACGAAUACAGUAUGAAAUGUAUAAAUACUAUAACAUUACAUAAAGAAGCAGUGACGUCAGCACUACGUACUGGUGAUAUAAUAGUAUCGGUGAGCAAGGAUGGUACUCUGAAAGUAUAUAAUAUGGUCCACAUGAAGCAAAUAAGGAGUGUUAUACUGUGUUCAACACCUUUAAGCUCGUGCGUUAUGGUUGAUCAGAAUAUUGUUGCUGCUGGAUCAUGGGAUAAUGAAAUUUAUUUGUAUGAUGUUGAAUAUGGUCGGAUUGUUGAGAGUUUUAGAGCGCACGACGAUUCGGUCAGCUGUUUGCAGUGGCUUUCUAAAGAUCAUUUAUUGGUAUCCGGAGGAUGGGACGGCGUGGUGCGUGUAUGGGGGAACGUGGGCAAGACGGGACAAGCUCUACGCGGACUGAAGGCGGAAUUCGACCAUGAUGGCAAAAUCACCUCUAUCGCCUUUAGAUAUAGGAGACAUAUCCUCGACAUAUUGGCGGGAACGUCGGAUGGUGAAAUAUUUAUUUGGAAUUAUUCUACAAAGGAGCUUAUAAACAAAAUCAAUAUUCACACGUCAGAUGUGACCGGCGUGAGUCUGUUGUGCGAAGACAGGAUUGUUACAACAAGCGAGGAUGGCACUUUGAGCGUUACGGAUCUCAGUGUUUUAAACUCGGUGUAUGAAAAACAAGUGUCUGCAACAAUAAGCUCUGUUUGUUGUGACGGCACCUGUGUGUGGCUCGGGGGUAGCUCGGGGACCCUGCUGCAGUGGAACAUGACUACUGUAGCACAACUGAGCGAAGAUCAAGCACACGAUGAUUUAAUCCAGAGUAUACACUUCGAUUACCCUUCAAAGACUCUUAUCACGGCAAGUAAUGAUAAAUCGAUUAAAGUGUGGCAACUAACACAGAGAUCCUGACCUAUUGUUAUUUACUAUUAUUUCAGUAUUAUUACGGCAAAUCUAUUUUUUUUAUAGCUGUAAUUUCAAAGUAUUCGAGUAUUUUGUAAAAAUAGAGAUGUUCAUGACUUAUGUAUACCUGUAUAAGGACAAUAAAGUGAUAUUAAAUUAGAA